This is a messenger RNA of Pelobates fuscus (common spadefoot toad), 5675 nucleotides long. RefSeq names its product protocadherin gamma-A4-like. Lineage: Eukaryota; Metazoa; Chordata; Amphibia; Anura; Pelobatidae. Gene Ontology annotation, cellular component: plasma membrane. Gene Ontology annotation, biological process: homophilic cell-cell adhesion. The record is from RefSeq and is a predicted model, not a curated record. The coding region runs from base 205 to 3015 and encodes 936 amino acids. The transcript has 4 exons. Gene Ontology annotation, molecular function: calcium ion binding.
AUUUUUCAGUGAAUGCGUUUUUAUGAUGCUGUGUAUCUGACUGUAAGGUAAUGAGUUCACAAACCCAAGUCUUGCAGACACACCGGAGUAGACAGACCAGUUUUGCUCUGUGCUGCUUAGUUUGUAUCCAUUUGUUGCUAGAAUAGGCCUAUGAGAGAAGCCUUUUAUUUUAUUAUAUGCUCUACAAUUUUUAGUUUGUGAAAGAUGAAUUUAAGAAGAAACCAAAAGACCUGGAAAUUGCAAGUACUAUGUCUAUUUUUCAUUCAAAAUUGGACAUUAAUAACGGCACAGUUUAGGUAUUCUUUAAUUGAAGAAACAGAGCCUGGAACAAUCGUAGGAAAUGUUGUUCAGGAUCUAGAAUUAAACACAGCAGUGAUCGCUCAACGUGGGUUGCAAUUGGGAUCUAAACAAAGCAGGGAUUAUUUUGUACUGAAUCCAGAGAGUGGAGUACUCACUGUUAAAAAUAAGAUAGAUAGAGAAAGCUUAUGUGGAUCUAGUCUGAGCUGCCUGUUAAUGGUGGAAAUUGUUGUUGAAAAGCCUUUGGAGCUAUUUCGUUUGGAGGUGGAUAUACUUGAUAAGAAUGACAACGCCCCUGUUUUUCAUAACACUGAACGCCUGAUCAGGAUUACAGAACUAGCUGCAGUAGGAACCUAUUUUCCUCUUGAAAGAGCCCAUGACCCUGAUGUGGGUAUUAAUGCAGUUAACUUAUACACAUUAAGUAGCAACAGUUAUUUUUCUCUAAUAGUACAAAAUCGCAAAGAUGACAAACCUUUUCCUAUGCUGGUUUUAGCAAAGCCCCUUGACAGAGAGCAACAAGAUUUACAUCAACUAAUCUUGACUUCCAUUGAUGGUGGAAAUCCUGCCAGAACUGGGACAAUUUUAAUUUCUGUCAAAGUUCUAGACAGCAAUGACAACGCUCCUGUGUUUGAACAAGCCGUAUACAAAAUUAGCCUGAAAGAAAAUACACAGCUUAACUCUGUAGUAAUAAAACUAAAUGCAACAGAUAUUGAUGAAGGACCAAAUGGAGAAAUUAGUUAUUACUUUGAAGAUCACUUUUCAGAGACAGUUACAAACAUUUUCAGCUUGGAUCACCAGACAGGUGAGAUACGAGUCCAAGGGAAUGUGGAUUUCGAAGAGCACAGUUCAUAUGAAAUAACAGUUAAGGCCAUUGAUCAUGGAGUACCAGACAUGGAAGGACAUUGUCUUAUCCAACUGAAUAUAGUGGAUAUAAAUGAUAAUGCACCUGAAAUUCUACUUUCUUCUUUAGUGACCUCCAUUCCUGAGGAUACACCCAUUGGUUCAACUGUGGGGCUUAUAAGAAUUAAAGACGAAGAUAGUGGCAAAAAUGGAGAAGUGCACUUACAAAUAUCCCCAAACAUUCCAUUUGCCAUCAAAUUGGUCCAAAACCAUUAUUCCUUCAUCACAGAUGGAUUGUUAGACAGAGAACAUAACAGCCAGUACAUAAUUGAGAUGGUGGCAGUAGAUUUGGGGACACCACAGCUUUAUACAAAGACAAGAAUAUGCAUAAACAUAACAGAUAUCAAUGAUAACCCUCCAACAUUUGACCAAAAAAAUAUUAAGGUUUCUAUACAAGAAAAUAAUAAACCAGGUGCUGCACUUGGUACCGUCUCUGCGUUUGACAAAGAUGAUGGAGAAAAUGCUCAUAUCACAUAUUACAUAAAUAAAAGCCUUAUUGCAGGCUCCCCAGUUCAGUCUUUUAUUUACCUGGAUUCUCAAACUGGUGACUUUUAUGCUCAGCAAUCCUUUGAUUAUGAACAUGUUCAAGUUUUAGAAUUUGGGAUAGUAGCAGAAGAUUCUGGAUCUCCAGUGCUCUGUUCCAACAUUACAGUCUAUUUAUACAUUUUAGAUAAAAAUGAUAAUGAGCCUCUUAUAUUACAUCCAGGAAAUUCAUCAGAGCUCCAAUCUCAACAAUUUAUCCCUAAAUCUCUUUCAAAAGAUUCAUUAGUGUCCAAGAUCAUAGCAAUCGAUAGGGAUUCUGGGUAUAAUGCACACCUUUCAUAUAGUAUAGUCAAAGCAACAGAUCUCUCAUUAUUUAAAAUAACUAUGCACUCAGGAGAAAUAAAAAUGGCCAGAAGAUAUGAAAGCACAGAUUUGCCUUUGCAAAGCCUACAUAUUUUGGUUAAAGAUAACGGAAACCCUCCAUUGUCAUCCACAGCUAUGUUACUUGUUUCUUUGGAGGACAACAUUUUCAAAGAUAUUUUAUAUACGAACGAUCAUGUUGCCAAGUCCACACCUGACUUAACAAUAUAUUUAAUGAUUUCACUUGCUGCAGUUAGUGUAGUGUCAUUGGUUUCAUUUAUCCUACUACUGACAAAAUGCCUUAGAAAGAAAAAUAAAAUGUAUGAGUCUGAAUGUGAUGUUUUAAGACAAUUAACAUCUACUCAAUAUUUAGGACAUACACGCAAAAUGUUGCAGUGGGACCCUAAUGGGACUAUGAAGUAUGUGGAGGUCUCCACAGGUCCAGCAGAUCAGCAAAAUCAGUUGUGUGAGACAUAUUAUUCAGAUAUCAACAAGGGUACCUUAAAUUUUAUGAAGUCAUUGAAUUUUCCUCAAUUAAAAGAAUUGGUCAAUGGAACUCAAACAUUGUCCGGGCAGGCUGGUCAAAAAGAAUCUACACAGCAGGCACAACCUAACACAGACUGGCGAUUUUCACAGGCUCAAAGACCAGGACCCAGUGGAGCUCAGCCUACAGAAGAAGCUGGAGUGUGGCCAAACAACCAGUUUGAAACCGAGAGACUUCAAGCAAUGAUCUUGGCAUCAGCAAAUGAAGCUGCUGAAGGAGCCUCUGCCAUGGGUGGAGGAAAUGGGACCAUGGGACUUAGUGCUCGCUAUGGACCUCAGUUCACUCUGCAACAUGUUCCUGACUACAGACAGAACAUCUACAUUCCGGGAACAACAUCAACGCUCACUAACGCUGCUGGGAAACGUGAUGGAAAAUCAGCUGCACCUUCAGGAGGGAACAAGAAAAAGUCUGGCAAAAAAGAAAAGAAGUAAUGGCCUAAAAAAUAAGAGAUAUACAGCAACCAGGCAGAAUUGUAACAAGUCAUUCCCCAUCCAAAAACAGUGGUAUACUGAAUAUCACCUUUGAAAUAAUGAAAAAAUAAGAGUAGCAAGAGAAAAAUGGCAGCCCCGUGAUCAUAGGAGCUACUCGUGUGAUUACUUGCUACUGCAACUCAUGAUGAAUCUGUUAAACUUGAAAGCUGAAGUCAUAGCCCUAUCAAAACCAUUGUCAAGAUAAUUCGACUUUCCAAGAUCUGUUCUCAACAGAUAUCAACAUUAUACACUCGUUUUCUAUACUGUACGAUUUCUCUCAUAAUUGUAGAAUUUCUUCCAGUGUAUAUAAUUAUUGCUAUAUAGUUAUUUAUAAUUUAUAAGCAAAAGAGAAUUUCUGAAAUAUUCUAAGCUUGUCAACCCACACUGCACAUUUAUAUUUUCUUUUAAUUGGAGGAUUAAUAUUUUCAGACACCACAAAUGCUUUUUAUGAUAAUUAACUGUAAUACAAGGCACUCAGUUUGUUAGAAACCUCUCUUCAGAGGGCCACAGGGCACAAACUUCCUUUUCUGUUAUUUGAAAUAAAUUGUCUCUGAAAAAUGAUCAGAGUAAAGCAACGGAACAGAGUUAUUUUAAAAAAUAAAAUAAAGUCUAGAUUUUGCACAAAUACUUCAUCAACAGUCUUGUGCAGUAUGAAUUGGAAUGCCGUACACUCAAAUGUUCCGAUGAAAGGAAGGGGAAAAAUUUGUGAAGAAUUAGAAAAUGUAUGAGAUAUCUUCUCUGGACUAAGAAAUGUUUUUAAAAGCUGCUAUGUAGAAAAUUUGAUGUCCGGCCAAAAUGUUUGUCUCUGCUCUUAAAGAGUAACUAACAAAGGAAUUUAUAUUUCUGCACAUAGAACUGCAUGUCUACAAAUUCACUCAAUAUUAAAAAUAUCCACUGGAACGUAAAACUUUUUUUUGCAUUUAAGUAUUCAGCAUGGAGGAUGGACUGAUUAUUAUAGAAUGACAAAUAUCUGAGCCUAGUUAGCACAGGUCAAAUAUGUAUAGAUAGAAAAGAAAUUAAGAAAUGAUUAUAGAGGUCAGUGAAUACACAUAGCGUUGCUCAAGAACCUGAUGAUAAAUUACAUAUUGGUACCUAAUUAUCUUAACUGUAGAUAUUAGGUGCUAGACUAUAGAUGCAUUGUAGGUGACCCGAUUUAUUUAAUAUUAAUUAAAACCUAUUUAGUACACGUCAAAUAUUAAGGAAUAGAAAAAUAAUGAACAAAUUAAUAGGGGAGAGCAUGGAAUAAGAGGCACGGUUGUCUAGAAACCAGAAAGAAACAAAAUUUUAAUGGAUUCCCCAUUAUCUUGCUAUUGGGAAUAUUGAAGAUAAACCAAACUAUUUAAUAUAAAAUGAUAUGAUAUUAAGUUGAUGUAUUAAUGACCACUGGAAUUAGUAAAGCAUGGGACAAUUCUUUAAGAUGGAUUCGUUAACGUUGUCAGUUGACUGUUACAAGAGAAUGUAGACAAGUUUUAACCACAAAUUAAAUUUAGUCUAGCUGAAUUUAAUUUAUUUUUAAAUACCUUGUGGGAGAUCUGGAAUCACAUAUAAUAGUAAGAUCUUUUCUGAGGCUGCCAAAAAAAAAAAACACGGGACUAAUGUAAAACGAACUUAAGGACAAAUUUAGUUGUAUGAUUUUUUUUUUUUUAAAUAUAUGUAUUUCAGAUAGCACUAUUUAGAUAAGUGUUUUUGUAAAUCUCCUUUUUAAAUAGACAAACCUUAUUUCUUAAGUUCUUAAAAUAUUAUUUGUGUUUUUCCUUUUUUGUUUAGUUUUUUGUUUUGCAAUAGUUUUUUUUUUAACUUUAUUCAUUAAGUAGCUGCAAAGAAUAACUGCCACAUACACAUUGCUUAUUCUAGUGACAAGAUCUCAUUUAUAAUACAGUUGCACAUGCAGUUAUAGAUUCCUGAAAAAAUGGAAAAGAAGCCAAAUGGAUGCACUCAUAGCAAUUAGCAUAAAUAUGGUAACUGUAUGGAUGCUUUUAAUAGCUUGUAGCUUAUUUCUGCAGGUCGAACUCACUAUGUUCCAAUGCCUACAGCAGCAAAGGGGUGCUCAGAUGCUGGGCAGUAAAACUGCACCAAUUUUUGCCUGGUUUUAUUGUAAUAAAAUGUCUAUGCUUCCUAUGCCAUUUGUGUCCCACUGUAUGUACAGCUUCAAAGGAACACAUUGGGAGCAUCAUUUUACCCUAUCCAAGGGUACACUAACUACUACAAUAUUUUACACAGCUUCGGAUUUAUGAAAUAAUGCAGUUAUAUGGAUGAUUUAGCAGUAGCAUACAUUUUGCAAUUUUUAUUUUCUUUGUAACAAAAAAAAAAUAUUGUAGAAUAGCUUGUAGUGUACAAUAGUAACGUGAUCCUUUCAUCCUUGUAUCUAACUUGUGGGCAGCAGUAUUUGAAAUCCUCUUGUAUCUUUCUGUGUGGUUUGUGAUAUAAAUGUACAUGAAAUUAAAUGCACCUGUCCUUUCAAUGUGUCUUAAUACUGAUCUGUACCUACUAUUAUAAAUAUGCUUUCACUCUUAUGAUACCCGUAUAGACUAAUGUCAAUGUACUACACGCAAGUUUUAUACUCUGAUAUUUAUAUUGCUUUUCUUUCUUUGGAAAAAAUAAAAUGUUUUCUUCCAAAAAAA